Molecule: messenger RNA, 663 nt
Organism: Plasmodium relictum
Lineage: Eukaryota; Apicomplexa; Aconoidasida; Haemosporida; Plasmodiidae
Product: fam-h protein
Exons: 2
Coding region: 1-663 (220 amino acids)
Source: RefSeq, a predicted model, not a curated record
AUGAGAAGGAGAAGUAAUUUUAUCUGGAACAUUUGUGUAAAUUCUGGGUACUAUUCCUAUAUAGGUGAAGAUUGUAUUGUUAAAGAUAUGUCAGCUUCAAAAAUAUACAAUAAAAAAGAGAAAAAAUAUACAUUAAAUUUUUUUAUAUUUACCUUUUUAAUUUGGAUACUACAGUGUUCUAAUAAUUGGAAUUCUUGCAGAUCAUGGAAUCACGAAAGUGACUUAAAAAAUGUGCUAAAUUUAGGAGAUAAAAGAUCAUUAGCGGAAAAUAAGGGUAUAAUAAAACAAAGAAGCGAAGGAUUAAAAUUAUACGAAGAACAAGAUAUAAUAGAGGUAAAUUUAGACUUAGAGAAUAAACAAAUUGGAAUAGGGGAAAAUAUAGAUGCAAAACAAGAAAAUGAACAAGAGGAAAAAGGGGAAAAUAAAAAAUUAAAAUUAAAAGAAAGUAUUUUGGAAAAGUGUAAAAAUAAUUUCAAACUAGUUCUUUUAUCUAUUCUUUUUAUCCUAUCUUUUAUUUCACUUAUAUUUAUUUUAAUUGAUUAUUUUGAUCUUGAUUUGCAAAGGUUUUUGUGGGUUAUUAGAUCUUCUAAAAUAUCUAUUUUAAUACUUUCAUUCCUUACAUUGUACGAGCAAAUAAAAAAAAAACGUAAUAAUAAAUCUUAA